AUGAGCAGAAAGUUUUAUGAUAAUUUGGGUGGAAAACGUGUCUAUUCUUGCGAACGGUGUCGACUAUAUUUAACGAAUCGAGAGGAAGUAAUGUCGACCGAUUUUAGAGGCGCUACUGGACGUGCAUUUUUAUUUCGCAGAGUUGUAAAUGUUCGUGAAUCAGCAAUGGAGCCGCGUGAAAUGAUGACUGGUCGACAUCAUGUAAGAGAUAUUUUUUGUUUAAGAUGUGAUGCGAAGCUUGGUUGGAUGUAUGAAUAUGCAGUUGAAGCCGAUCAAAGAUAUAAAGAAGAUUUUUUCUCAAAAAAGUUUUCAGUUUUUUUCCAAAAAUUGCUCUUUUUCUUUUAA
Molecule: messenger RNA, 345 nt
Organism: Dracunculus medinensis (Guinea worm)
Lineage: Eukaryota; Metazoa; Nematoda; Chromadorea; Rhabditida; Dracunculidae
Source: the annotation of a GenBank genome assembly